Molecule: messenger RNA, 1901 nt
Organism: Daphnia carinata
Lineage: Eukaryota; Metazoa; Arthropoda; Branchiopoda; Diplostraca; Daphniidae
Gene: pit
Exons: 13
Coding region: 50-1849 (599 amino acids)
Biological process (GO): maturation of LSU-rRNA from tricistronic rRNA transcript (SSU-rRNA, 5.8S rRNA, LSU-rRNA)
Cellular component (GO): nucleolus
Molecular function (GO): RNA helicase activity; nucleic acid binding; ATP binding
Source: RefSeq, a predicted model, not a curated record
UGCUCAAACGUCUAGAAGGUGUGCACGUGUUCUUUACUUUGCUUUCAAAAUGUCUAUGCCUGAUCCUCAACUAAAACGCAAACUUAAACAGCGAGAAAAGAGUCGACUUAGGAUCCUUACAAAGAAAAAUCAAGAUGCAUCGAACGAUGAAGAACCCGAAGUUGCAGAAAGAGAACAGGAUGCUGUUGAAUCUGAAUUGCCCGCAAAGAAGCCUAAAAUAAAUUCCAAGGAAGCUCCAAAACAAAGACAACCAACGGCUAGUUCUGACAGUGAAAAAAUUGUUGAAGAUAAUCAGGAUGAUGAUCCAGAAGAUGAAGAUUUACAACAAUUACCUGGAUCAUCACUGAACGUAGGCAUCCUGAGUGAUCAGUUAUUUUCUUCACUUGAAGGCAGUGUUUCAGAUUUAACUCUGAAAGCUAUAGAGGAAAUGGGUUUCAAAAAAAUGACAGAAAUUCAGGCAAAAGCAAUACCACACUUGUUGGAGGGACGGGACUUGCUUGGACAAGCCAAAACAGGUUCUGGUAAAACACUAGCAUUUCUAAUACCUGCAAUUGAGCUGAUCUACAAGUUAAAAUUUAUGCCUCGAAAUGGAACUGGAGUAAUUAUUAUUUCUCCCACAAGAGAGUUAUCCAUGCAAACGUUUGGUGUGCUACGUGAAUUGUUGAAGCAUCAUUCCCAUACAUACGGUUUGGUGAUGGGAGGUGCUAAUCGCCAGGCUGAAGCAGCUAAGCUCGUUAAAGGUGUCAACAUUUUAGUCGCAACUCCUGGUAGAUUGCUUGAUCACUUGAAUAGCACAACAGAUUUUCUCUUUAAAAAUCUCCAAUGCUUAAUCAUCGAUGAAGCUGACCGUGUACUAGAUAUUGGAUUUGAAGAAGAACUCAAACAGCUCAUUCGUAUUUUACCAAAGAAACGACAGACCAUGUUGUUUUCCGCUACUUCGACGCAACGAAUCGAGGAUCUUGCACGUUUGGCGCUCAAGAAGGAACCAAUUGUUGUUGGGGUAGAAGAUGUUGUUGAUAAAGCCACAGUUGAGGGUCUAGAACAAGGUUAUGUCGUAUGCCCUGCCGAGAAACGUUUCCUUAUGCUCUUCUCUUUCUUAAAACGUAAUCGAAAAAAGAAAAUCAUGGUCUUCUUCAGUUCUUGCCUUUCGGUGAAAUUCCAUCACGAGUUGUUAAACUAUAUUGAUCUGCCUGUUAUGUGCAUCCACGGUAAGCAAAAGCAAACCAAGCGAACGACAACAUUUUUCCAAUUUUGUAAUGCCGAAACUGGAAUUCUUCUCUGCACGGACGUUGCUGCAAGAGGUCUUGACAUCCCCGCAGUCGAUUGGAUCGUCCAGUACGAUCCCCCAGAUGAUCCGAAGGAGUACAUUCAUCGAGUCGGGCGAACUGCCCGCGGCCAAGGCGGUAAGGGUCACGCUCUACUUCUCCUAAGGCCAGAAGAAUUAGGCUUUCUGCGGUACUUGAAGCAAGCCAAAGUUCCACUAAAUGAAUUUGAGUUUUCGUGGAGCAAAAUAGCCGAUAUCCAGCCCCAGUUGGAAAAGUUAGUCGCCAAGAACUACUUUCUCCAUAUGUCAGCGAAAGAAGCUUACAAAGCUUACAUUCGUGCCUACGAUUCUCAUCAUUUGAAAACAAUUUUUGACGUUCACACACUUGACCUGGCUAAGGUGGCCCAAAGUUUUGGUUUUAAAGUCCCGCCUACCGUAGACCUCAAUAUGCGCAGCACGAAAGCCGAUCGUCCCCGCAAACGCCAAGGAAACUUUGGAGACACCGGGGGAGUUAAACAUCGUACGAAGGCAAGCAUAUAUCGUCAAGUUGGGAAAGCAAAUGACAAACGACAAUUUUCCCGAUAAUCUUUCAGAUUGUUUUACGUUGUCCACAGACAAUAAAUUUGCGUAUCCAAUA